AAAUGUCCACCAUUUUUAGCUAAUAUCUCCACAGAAACUAGUCCCAUUAAUCAUAAUAAUUUCAAGCUAAUUAGAGAUGGAGACAUGGUUUCUUAUCAUCCUAGUAUCUUUCUUCAUCUUUAUCUUCCUCAAAGCCCUACUUAACCUUUUCUUUUCUUCCAUGAACAAGAAGCCUAUCCUCACCCUCCCUCCAGGACCCCUUAGCUUACCUAUCAUUGGCAACGUUAACGUUCUAUGGCUCCUCAAAUCCAUAGGGGACCUUGUGCCUAUCGUUCGCUCCCUUCACGCCAAGUUCGGCCCCAUUGUCACCCUGCGCAUUGGCCCUCGACCCGCCAUCUUCAUAGCCGAUCGCCACCUUGCUCACCAGGCUUUAAUCCAAAAGAGUGCUGUUUUCGCUGAUCGCCCUGUUUCUCAUGCUCUUAACACAAUUAUCAGUGGCAAUCAGCAUAAUAUCAACCAGGGCUUUUUCGGCCCGACUUGGCGCAUCCUUCGCCGCAACCUCAAUUCUGAAAUCCUCCAAUCUUCGCGGGUGAAGUCAUACUCCCAUGCUCGAAAAUGGGCUCUUACAAAUCUCCUUAAUUGCUUUGAAAUGCAGUCAAAAUCUGGAGAUUAUAUUCGUGUAAUUGAUCAUGUUCGCUAUGCUGUGUUCAGCCUGUUACUCUUCAUGUGUUUUGGCGAGAAAUUUGAACGAGAAAAGAUUGAAGAAAUUCAAAGAGUUGUAAUUGGAAUGUAUGAUACAAAAUUCAAUAUACUCAACUUCUGGCCAAGAUUUUCAAGAAUCAUGUAUAGUAAGCUGUGGUCAGAGUUCUUGCAGCUUCAAAAGAAGCAAGAAGAUUUAUUCAUUCCUUUAAUGAAAUCAAGAAAGAAGUUGAAAGAAGAGAGAUUGAGCAAGACCGAUCACAACAAGAAAAAUGAUGACUAUGUCUUAUCAUAUGUUGACACUAUUGUGGAUCUUCAGCUUCCCCACGAGAAGAGGAAGCUAAGCGACAUUGAAAUGGUCGCUUUAUGCAAUGAGUUUCUAUUUGGAGGAUCAGACACUACUGGCAAUGUCAUUCAAUGGAUAAUGGCGAAUUUGGUGAUGUACCAACAUAUUCAAGAGAAGUUAUUUGUGGAGAUUAAAGGAGUUGUCGGUGAUGCAGAGAAGGAGAUAAAAGAAGAUGAUUUGCAGAAGAUGCCAUAUCUAAAAGCUGUAGUUUUAGAAGGGCUAAGAAGGCACCCACCAACACAUUUCUUGUUGCCACAUGCGGUGACUGAAGACGUGAUGUUGGGUGGAUAUUUAGUGCCCAAAAAGGGGUCUGUAAAUUUCAUGGUAGCAGAUAUCGGGUGGGAUCCAAAGGUAUGGGAGGAUCCAAUGGUGUUUAACCCUGAGAGAUUCAUUGGUGGAGAAGCGUUUGAUAUAGCGGGAAUCAAGGAGAUUAAGAUGAUGCCAUUUGGAGCAGGAAGGAGGAUGUGCCCUGGAUAUGGAUUGGCUUUACUUCAUUUGGAGUAUUUUGUGGCCAAUUUGGUUUGGAAUUUUGAGUGGAAGGCUGUUGAUGGAAAUGAUAUUGACUUGUCACAGAAGCAAGAGGUUACAAUGGUGAUGAAGAAUCCAUUGGAGGUUCGCAUAUCUCCUAGGUUAAGCAGUAUAAUAUAAGGGGAAGUAAAAAUUGCGGUCUGCAAUUGUUUAUUAAGUAUAAAACAAGUUCUCAUACUUCAGUAGAUUAAUAAGACGAGGGAAACUUCUUGUUUGUUCGUUCGACAGUAAAAAUGAUUAUCGCUAUUUUGAUGCCUUA
Molecule: messenger RNA, 1772 nt
Organism: Ricinus communis (castor bean)
Lineage: Eukaryota; Viridiplantae; Streptophyta; Magnoliopsida; Malpighiales; Euphorbiaceae
Product: cytochrome P450 89A2
Exons: 1
Coding region: 77-1633 (518 amino acids)
Cellular component (GO): membrane
Molecular function (GO): iron ion binding; oxidoreductase activity, acting on paired donors, with incorporation or reduction of molecular oxygen, NAD(P)H as one donor, and incorporation of one atom of oxygen; heme binding
Source: RefSeq, a predicted model, not a curated record